GCUGCGGGCGGGUCGGUGCCGCCGGGACGAGCGGGGAGCGGACGAGACAACUUCCCCAGGGGCACGGGGGGCCCCAGGAGGGCGGCGGCGGCUCCUGUCAAAAGGAAGGGGCUCUCCCGUGCCGCUGGCUGCUCCCCCGAAGAUGGAAGUCAGGCAUGACUGGCUCUCCUCAUCCCCCCAUGAGGGCUUCGAGCAGAUGAGGCUGAAGAGCAGACCCAGGGAGCCUUCCCCAAGCCUCACCAGAGUAGGUGCGAACUUCUACAGCACUGUCAAGCAGCAGGACUACAGUGCCAGUGUCUGGCUGAGGAGGAAAGACAAACUGGAGCACUCCCAGCAAAGAUGCAUUGUGAUCUUUGCACUGGUAUGCUGCUUUGCAAUUCUGGUUGCACUGAUAUUUUCGGCAGUGGAUAUUAUGGGAGAAGAUGAGGAUGGACUCUCAGAAAAGAACUGUCAAAAUAACUGUCGGGUUGCUCUCGUGGAAAAUAUUCCUGAAGGGAUCAACUAUUCAGACAGUGCACCAUCCCAUUUGUCUCUUUUCCAAGGCUGGAUGAAUUUGCUUAAUAUGGCUGAAAAGUCUGUUGACAUAGUGUCUUCCCAGUGGGACCUCAAUCACAGUCAUCCAUCAGCAUGCCAGGGUCAGCGUCUUUUUGAAAAGCUGCUGGAACUGGCGUCCCGAAAUAUUGAGAUAAAGCUCGUGAGCGAUAAACUGCCCGUGGAAUCCAAGGUAUUAAACGACUUGAAAGCAAAGGGUGCUGAAGUGUUGUAUAUGAACAUGUCAGCAUACAAUGAAGGUCGGCUUCAGUCUUCGUUCUGGAUUGUUGAUAAACAGCACGUAUACAUUGGAAGUGCCAGCCUGGACUGGAGAUCGUUGGGACAGAUGAAGGAGCUUGGCGUCAUUGUAUACAACUGUAGCUGCCUGGUCCUGGAUUUACAAAGGAUAUUUGCCCUGUACAGCUCAUUAAGGUAUAAGAAUAAAGUACCUCCAAGUUGGUCUAAGAGACUCUAUGGAGUGUACGAUACUCAAAAUAAACUGACGCUGCAGCUGAACGAGACAAAAUCGGAAGCUUUUGUGUCGAACUCACCUAAACUCUUCUGCCCCAAGGACAGAGUCCUGGAUAUCGAAGCUAUCUACAGCGUUAUUGAUGAUGCCAAGCAGUUUGUGUACAUUGCUGUCAUGGACUACUUGCCCAUUGUCAUCGACACCAACGCCAAACGGUACUGGCCGUAUUUAGAUGGGAAGAUAAGAGAAGCAUUGGUUUUACGAAGUAUUAAAGUACGACUUCUCAUCAGUUUCUCAAGAGACACAGAUCCCCUUACUUUUAACUUUGUUUCAUCUCUGAAAGCUAUUUGCACUGAAGUUCCAAGCUGUAGUUUGAAAGUUAAAUUCUUUGACCUUGAGGAAGAGAGUGCCUGCUUCCUUAAAGAACAGAAGAACACUUCCCUUCCCAAAUUGAAUCGUAACAAAUACAUGGUGACUGAUGGAGCUGCCUAUAUUGGUAAUUUUGAUUGGGUAGGAAAUGCUUUUACGCAGAAUGCCGGAGCUGGCCUUGUUAUCAACCAAGCAGACGCGGGGAACAGCACAAGCAUCAUUAAGCAACUCAAGGCUGUUUUUGAAAGGGACUGGUAUUCACACUAUGCCAAAAGUUUACAACCAACAAAAAUCCCAAACUGCUUUAACCACAAACUCAAUAAAGGAACUUCAAAUAAGACUUCCAUGAGCAAUGUGAAUUAGAAAGACUAUUUUACCGUUUAGUAUGGCAACGAAGAAUUAUGUUGGGGUGUAGCCUUCUUUCAUAUUUACAGACAAAAGACUUAAAGAAAAAGCAAAAAAAAAAAAGAAGUUUGGUUUUGGGGGGUGUUUUUAGGAAAAAGCACACUUAUAUUAAAUCUGUCUAACCUAUAUUCUCUAUAUGGAUUAUUUAAGACUUUCAAAUUUGUUACUUCUGACACUGAAUGUCAUUUCCGCUUCCAUGUAAAUUUUAAUGUUCCACAUUUGAAUUUAUCAGCAUGUGUCAAUGUUUCUGUUUUAGGAUUUUCCCCAAUUGCCAACCUGGCUAGAGCAAACCUUGGGGCAAAAUGAAGAUUCGAGCUAUGAAAUUACAUUCUAAGAUCAGUUAUUAUUGACUUGCAGAUAGAUGUUAGGUGUACUGUAAUAGAAAAUGUAAAGGAGUUAGCAAAGUUUCACCCAUAUAAAAAAUUCCCUUCAAAUAACUACCCUGUCAUAAAGAUGCUUACUGGUUUUGAGCAUUUACUUUGAGUAUCACUAUUCCAUGUCUUCUAACGAGCCUUAAAAUACAUUGGAGUUACAGGACUGGUAAUUCUUUCAUCUCCUAACAGUAUGAGAAAUUUUUGAGGGGUUGGAGUUUGCCUCAUAAAGUUUGUCAUAUUCCCUAAAGCCUCUCAGAUUUUUUAUCAAAGUACUGUGGACUCCUUUCAACAGAACAGUUAUUUCCAAUGACGUGCAUUUCACCUAACAGUGAAAAUCUCUGGGUUAAUAGCUAAAACCUAGAACUGAUUUUUUUUCAUGUUUUUGUAAUCGGAAGAAAAUUUCUUCCACACAUUAAAGAUUUAUCAUGUGUCAGUCAGCAGAUACAUGAUGACUCAUUACUAAACCAAUGCACAUCUCAAAAUCAAAUACUGCUUUUUAGAAAGUAUUUAGAAAGGCCAAGGGUGCAAAAUCAUGCAAUAAUUGUAGUAAAAUGAUCAUAGAAUAAUGUUGUUGCUUUUUACACCUGAAGAAUUUGCUUUCCUAAUUUCUACUUUAAAAAGAAAUAAAAAUUGUGAAGUGACAUUUUUUUGUUAAAAUGUCAUCCAUAUAGGUAAAUACACCUGCAUGGACAGAAAGUGAUGCCUUCAUUUAGACCACAGUUUUAGUUUCGUUUCAGUUGGUGUCAAAAGUGUGCCUCUACAGUCACAACCAAGUUGCACCAAGAAGCAACUGUUCUAUAAAAGUAUGAAUUUGCUCUUUGAAGAAAUACACACAAAUGUUUGACAACAAAUUUUUCUCCAAUCAGAGAUGUAAUAGCAUAGUUUCAUAAUAAAAAUGUUUCACUACUAUGCCUCUGCUUCCAUUGAAGAAACACAGCCAUGAAAGCAAACUGCAUUCUGCAUUUUGUUAAAUAUUCACAGAACCUUUUCCAAAAUAAUGACUUUUCUUCUCAUCUCCUGAAGGCACACUUCAAAAGCAGAGGGCAAAAAGAGAACAAAAACCCAACCACAUUCCAAUGUAUUAGUUUAAUCUUAUGAAGAAGUUAAAAACCCACCUUAACAUUCAAAACAUAGCUUACACUUAUAAGGUAAAAAAAUUCAAAUUUAUUUCACAGUGAGCACAACUUAGGGAAUUCUAAUAAAUUAACAUAUGCUUCAGAUUGUCAGCUAGAGAUACCUCACAAGACUAAUUAUGACCCCAAAAGGCACACCUUUGACAAAGAUUUUUGUUUAUUUUGGAAUUGCAAAGAUUUACAUCAUCUUACUGAAAAUAAUGAUAAAUCAAAGUCAACUUUUACAGAAAAUAUUUUGCACAACUCCAAUCGUCAAUAACAUUUUCUGAUAUUCAGAUAAACACAUGGCAUGUAUUAGUCUCACAGACACAUAGAAAAGCAUAUUAUCUGACACACUGAUAAGAAACAAGUGUUUUAAAAGAAAAAGGUUUCCUGUGUUGCUAUGAGGAAAGAUCUUUGUGAGGAGAAAUUUCUGGAUUUUCUUCCUUCUGUAUAUAAUUUAGAGUAUGUACAGCAUGUAUGGGAGAGAUUCCCAGAACUUAACUUACUUGUUGUGGAUUUUUUGUUUUGUUUAAGAAAUUAAUAUUAAUCCAGAUUAAUUACUGAUGAAAAUUUCAGCUGAGUUGUACCACCAAUAACUUUAGUUUUGUGAGUCAAAAACCCACAAAAUGAACAAACAAAAAGCCCACCACAUUUUUAAAAUUGUACAACUAUCUGAUUGAGAGUUGUACAGUUUCUGAGGUCCCUGUGGAUAGAUGAUCUUAAAGCUUGCGAUAACCUUAAUACCAUGACCUUACAUAAACCACAAAAUAAUUCAUGCAAACAAAAAACCCCACUGCCUGGAGUUGUUAAUUGUAGCACCUAAUGGCAAUAAUACACAGUAAUCAACCAAUGGAGGAGAUUUUCCCCCCUCCUGCAUUAUGGAUACUGCAAAUGUGUUAAGUUUUUUAAAUGACAUCUUGUAUAAAAAAAAAGGAGGAUCUGAGUGGAACACAAAUUUGUCAGACAAUAAAGCUAAGCUGUUUACAAAGCAGGAUUUAUUGAUGAAAUCAGACUGACCAUUGACUGCUUUAGUAUAACAAAUGAUUGUUAAAAUGGCUUUACUGCACAGAUCCUAGGAAAAUGCAGAUCAUGACUACUAACAAGAUCUGUUAGUGUUAGUUUGCAAAUAUUUUCUUAUUGGCUAGAUAAACAGAUUCUUGGUGCUUCAAUGACCUCCCUCAAAGAGCAGAUACAUAAAAGUAUUUUUUAAAAGUGGCAGUAUGUUUUGGUUUUAUGAAUGGAAGAAUUUGGGUAGUUUUGAACAACUUUCAAUGCAAAAUACUGGCCAGCCAUCCUAAAAAUGGAAUGGCAGACUUAAAUUUCAUUUGGUAUAAAGAAUGGAUCAAUACUGUAAUAACUGUUUAGAAUGGCGUCAGCUCCAAAGUAGUACACAAGGCCUUGACCUAUUACAUUAGCCAAAAGACAAAGUGCAUCCUUGAACUUUAGCAAAUAGGAAAUUUAAAAUACCAGAUUAUUUUUUGAAACUAUAUAAGGGGAUUAUUGCCAAUUCUUUGGCCUGGGCAGCACUGUUGCUGUUUAACUAGAUUUGCUAAAACCGCCUCAAUUUUGGCUUCAGAUCCUUCUGCCACUGUAAUAAAUGGAAGCAAAUCCAUUACAGUGAUUUCACACUAGUUUAGCAGGGAUCAGAAUCUAAACUAGUUUUGUUUCGCUUCCAAUCUCCUGAGUAUCACCACUGCACAGGUUAUUUCCUAGUUUAACAGGGGGUUAAAUUCAGGGGGUUCUCACAGACCUCACAGGCAUAACCCAAAAGAUGCACUUUCUCUAGGCCCUUCUAACUGGUAUUGGUAACUCUGUCAUAUUAAAGGCAAUUUCCUAAACAGAACAGUUUUAUUCUUAAAGAAUAUAGACUGCAAUUGUUGUUUGCUGCAAACAUUUACUAGUGCCUUAUUCAUACAAGCUUUUGUUUAACUGUUCCUCACCUGAAGUCCUGCUAAAGAUCCUGUAUCUAGUACUGAGGCAUAGAGCAAACUUCCUAAGUAAGAAGACAUUGUGAUGUUUACAGUUUAGUACCUAAAACUAGAGCCACAAAAAGACAAAAACUGACUGCAAGAUGUUGGUCCAAACCACAAGCACAUCUAAACUGGAGCAUUUUUACUCAAUCCCAGUUAAAGAACUAAAUUUCAUAAUUUACUCCUGGCUUCUUUAUCCAGGAGUUGAAUUAUUCUGGCUUGCCAAGUUAUAAAAUCUGAAUUCUCCCAAUAUGUGGCUGCUAUGAAAACCAUAAUCACAGAAAUUCCUGUAAGCACAGGUUGAAGUUCAAAUAUGACACAGUGGCUUUCCAGAUCUUGCAUGUUAAGUCUCAAGUUGUUUUGGGCCAGCUACUUUUUCUACCUGAAGCAUGAACUAGGAUCCACAACUACUCUCACCUCUUGUUUGAAGACCAGAAAGGCAUGGAUUAUGUGCUACAGCACAAUGGCUAUAGCUGUACCCUAACAGAUUGAGGUUUUACCCUAUGUAGGACCAGGUAUUCCUCCCAGUAAAUUCAGGCUGUGCUGGUGGUUUAGAAGAGAGCUUGAGAAACAAGUAGAAAAGCCUCCAAAUGCUAUUUUUAUUUUUAAGACCUCCCUAUUAUUUGCUAUACUACCAGUUACCUAAAUUCUACUACUUUGUUGAGAUUCAUACACAUAAAAACUGAAAAAUUAGGUUCUGUUACCUUCAAGUUAACCCUAAUCUAAGAAAAAAUCCAGAAAAUGUAUAGGGUUUUUUGUGAGUUUAGCAUGUACUUACUGGAAAGAGUGAUGAGAAUGCACUCUCAUCAAGAUGGUAAAAACAUCAGUUGGCUCUUCCAGUUUUUCCAUCUGAAGUUCUAAAUGUCCCUGUCUUAGAUGGUUAUACACUUGACUCCUGAGAAUGGCCUUAUAGAGUGCACUAAGUUAUCUUCAAACUUUCUGGUCUUCAAAAUUAACUCUUCAUUUUAAUACAAAUAUUCUGACUAAAUGUUUAGUAUGUUUCCAGAUGGCAAUUUCUGGUGCUGUGUUUUUCUUCCACUCUUACCCUUUCUCUACCUACAGCUAUCAUACAUUCAUGAUUUUUCAGUCAUCAUUAUUCCAAUGAAAUCUAUGUAAAGAAACCAGAAUGAAUCCUUGGUGUGUUUAAAAUUCACAAUGAUGCCUCCCAAGCUGAAGGUACCGCUUCUAACACUGCUCCACUUCUAACACUGCAAGGUAUAGCAGCUCAACUGAUACUGUAGGAGAUGGAUUUUGUUAGCUGUAGUUUUUCACUUUAAUUACUGCUGGAUGUUAUUUAUGAAUUUCUCAGUAUUGAAUCAGGUUGCUCUUGGAUCAUCACUUUGCACAAAUGCCUUAGAAGCUUGCCAAACUAGCAUGUAAAGAGACCUCAUUCAAAAUAGUUUAGACAAGAAAAGAACUUGUGCUUUACACUCUGAAGGGUGCUGAAGUUAAUGGAUAAACUCUGGUCCUAUAAUAAAGUGGAGAUUUCUAUUGUACCUCCUGUUUAGAUUAAUCCUGCAUGGGCUUCCAAGAAAGUCUGUGAGAAUUGUUUGUUUGAAUUACCUUGCCAUCAGGAAUUUACAGAGAAUCUGAAAGUAAUCCAGCUGUAUUGAGUGGUUCAACACAGUAAUGUCAAGUGGGUUUUCAUGAAAACACAUUUGUAUUAUAUAUCCAUACGAUACAAACUGCAUUAAAGUGCUAAUGUCAGGUUUUCCCUACAGUUCAAAAACAUGUAGGACAAAAAUCAAGCUACAGCAGCCUAUUUCUGAAAACUUUGUUAAAAAUAGAUUUUAAGAAUGUAAUUCAAUUCUGGCUGCAAGUUAUUCUGCUAUAGUAAUGUAGUCAGCUCUAUUUUGUUCACAACAAAUUCUACACUGCAAUUUUACAGGAAGACUCAAUAACUUUUUAACCCUGUAAAAUAACCACAAUCAAUCUGCCUUUAAGAACAGGAAGAAUGAUGGCAAAUUCAGGCUGCAGACUAUAAUAUAGAAUAUAAUAAAAAUAGCUGUCAACUGCAGCAUUCCAGAGGAUGAUUUUGUGCUAAUUCAUGUUGCAUGGCCACAACCAUGAACAAUAUGAAUGACAUGUAUCACAGUGGUGCUGCAUGAACACAUGGUGGACAUUGACUCUCAUGCAGUAAAAUCCAUCCCUCUUGUAACAGCAUAAAAUGUAGUAAGAGUAGAGAGGAAGGGGCAAAAAGAGCCAGAGGCAAACUAACUUGGAUCAUCUUGAGUUAAUGGACUGGAUGCUGACAUAAAAGCUCUGGACUGCAUUUUUAUUUUGUUCCUUUCUCUGCAAAAUCCUGUGUUUCUUAUGCAUCCUCCUUGCUCAUCUUUAAACGAGUGAACUCCCAUGGUUGUUUUCAGAAUGACGAAGGUACCUUUAAGAACUACAAACUUAUGCUUAGCAGAAAGAAAUCAGCAUUAAUUAAAGUCCAUUGAUUUCUGUCCAGCAGGUACCAAGUAGUAAAGCACUAUUUGAAGUGGGACUCCUCCUUGGACAUUAGAAGUUUCUAGUGUAAUACAAGCAAAAAUUGACAGCGUAGCACGCGCCUGCAAAUUUCACAUCACACGCGGCAUUGCUUGUGAUUUGUUUGUUCUCUCAAUGUACAAAUACAGUCAUCAGACAGAUACCAUUCUGAACUGCUGAUAAACUGGAGAAAACUAAGCACAAGUAUCAGGCAAUCCAACUUGACACACUCAAAUGAGGUAAAGGAAUCCUCCCAGAAGAGCUAACUGUAUCAAGUUUAUAAGUCACCUAGAAGCUAGAAAGAUUUUCAAAUGUAACUUUUAGGGACUUGAUGGGGGUUUUAAUGGGGAAGGAAGGUUUCUGUUAAGGAUUAAAGGCAUGCACUGUUAUAUGUAGUGUCUAAGCAAAACAGCAUAAAAAAUGUAAAAUAAGAAGCUCUUCAAAUGGAAGUAUGUAGACCAACUUUUUGCUGACUGACCUGCUAACAAGUAUUUUCUAGUAGAUCUCAAUCUAGCAGAUCUCAAUGUUCAAUUACUUCACAAUAAUCUCUUUAAAUUACUCUGCAAGUAUUCCUUAUUUGUAUUUCUUCAAGUGACACUGUACCUAUAUUCAGUGUUUUACUUGAAACUUGACAAAAAAGCAGGAUGCUUCUGGAAGCAAACAAAGAACACCAAAGCUGUUUCUUUCUAAAGGUCAGAGGACUUCCUCUCAUCUAACUUGUCCUUUUAUUAUCUCCUACUUCUUCAGGCUGACAUUUGUCAUGGCUUGAGUAGAAAAGAAAAUGAAGUAUUUUUAGUCACCUGCUGUUUCUGAAAACUGCUGGCUGCUCAACAUGUUCUUGCCCUUUGACAGAUCCCUCAUCUAAUGAGAUACUAGAAGUAUAAUAAAGGAGGCCAAGCACAUAAUUCCAGGUGCCUCACGUAAUUCUUGACCUGGAAAGACACAUAUGCCAAAUCUGGAAAAAGAGAUGGAUGGUGGGGGUGGGGAGAAUGCUUGGCCAGCUUUAAAUGAGGUAGAGGUUCUUCUGAUGAUAUAAAUACCUCUUCUGGUGAAUUUGCUUUAUUCUAGAAUGAACCACUCUUUUCCACACAGCCAGAUUUGCUGUGACUGAAACGUGUGGCCAACUUCAGCAUGAAAAGGUGAGAGGCCAAAUGUCCCUCAUCUCUAUGAAUUGAACUAAUUUCUUCACUAUGUAAGAGAGGUGGAAGAAGCAGGUAACAUUCCCUCUUCUGAGGGAGUAGGCCAGGUUGCUACUAGAAAUAGAGCUGAUAAGGUUUCUAAAAGAAGCAAAGAUCUUGUGCAUCUGACUUCUAUUAAUUCUCACAAGAUGGUGCAUCUCUACAGCUUUUGUACCAAUUUCUUUGUGGCAAGCUGUCAGACUUCUCAGGAAAGCUCCGUUUCCUCCUUCUCCCUAUGCUCAAGACAGUUGUGACAUCUGCUUUUAACAAUCUCCAGAUUCUUCAAAGACAUUUCUAAACUAGGCUGUAAGAAUUUUCCCUGUGAAAAGGAAAAAUGAAGUGCAGGUUCAGUGAGGAAUCCAAAGAACCUAGUACAAAUAUUAAAAUACAUAAGAAAUCAGGAUCAAAACCACAAGGCAUUCUCAUUUUUGCCAACAAAUGAGACUUGGGAAGGCAAACAAAAGGCUAAUGCAGUACCUCAGAUUAAUGGGACUGGAAUUUAUAAACCAGAGCUCUUACUUUUAUGGACAGUCCCCACAUCUGAACUGCUGCUCUCAGUAUGCAGAGAUGCAGUGAAGAAUCAGAGAACUGCUUUGAUGUGCUGUACAAAGGUUUCAGCAUUCAAAGUGUUAUGUCCAUUUCUCAAUGUAUACAGCUUAAAAGAUAGGCUAAAAAAUGGGAUUAUGUGUAUAUUUAUACAGAUCUGACUGCCAAAUAAUCAUUGAAAACCAGUCACUUCUCUUAGCAGUUGUGUCUUCAGAUGUCACCACAGAGAUCUUACUAAAUAUGCCUGGAGAAAGGCAGAAAAGCAACAUCUGUGGCAGCAAGUAAGCCAACCACAAAAAAGCUGCAAGCCUAUUUUCCAAGUGCUGGUUGAUACAAUAAAAGCAUUCAAGUGUCCCCAUCCAGCUCAGAUUCCAAAUGUCCUUGUAUCAGAUUCCAAAUACAGACUUGAGGCUCCUCACACACAGACUCAGAGACAUGUCCUCAAAGGAAAAAGCAGUAUCUUUGCUAGAAGAGCUUGGAACAUCUCUAGCACAAUUACUUGUUCCACUGCUGUCCUACUCUUAAAUAAGGCUGACAGGAAAUAGUACAGCUGUCUGGAAAGGGCCACAUAUCCUUUACUAGAAAAUGCAAAUAUGCACACAAAGAGACUCAGAAUAAUGAGUUACCAAAGUGGACUCCUGGCUGCAGCACAGAGGGACAUCAGUGUCACCCUUUCUGAUAGCACACACCAAAGCCAUCUGCUCACCUUGUCAUUCGCACACUGCAUGUGGGCCAAAGCUCACUUUUUAAAAAAAAACAAAGGGCAGUGUUUCUCUCUGAAUGAAACAUUCCAGAGAGGAUUAUACUUUUUUUUUCUUUUUAAUAGAGAGAACAGCAAUCACUGCCCUACUUUUCUUCCCUUUCCACACUCCACUUUGCAAAUUAGCAAAUGUUUCCACCAUCUCUACCUCAUCUUUUUCCUUUUCAAGCUAUUUCCUGGACUCUGUUUCUGAAUCCCUUGCUGCUGCUUUGUCUGCAAGGAUGAAUCCCUGCAACUUGCAUUGUUGGUGCUGUAACAUCCUACAAGGUUACUUCACUAGCUUUACCUGAAGUGCUCAGAAGGAGGAAGUGCAUGCACACACUGUUUAAAGACACACAAAUUACUAUGUAUGAAGACAAGGGAAGUCAGGGCAAAAGCAGAAUGCAGGAAUACCUGGACAGGGAAGGGGUCUAAAGUCAUACUCCUCAGUCCGAUUUCACCUUGGCACACCCAAAACCUGUAUCAGGAUCUAGAGCUCAAUUUUGCAAAUCUUGCACAACUAACACAAGCCUUGCCUCCAGGUAUUCUGUUUGCUGUUGGCCUGGAGUCACUCUCCAGGUUAACCUGCCAAGCUAGGCAAUAACAAGCGAGUCAAAACCACAGACAACUUCAAGCCACGUGACCUCACCUUUAUCCUUCAGGUGGCAUUUGGCCACAGAGGGGUCUAACCUAGGUACUUGUCAUCUUGUGACAGUGAAGAUGGUCCAAGCUCACCAUCAUAUACAACACCACUGCAUUCAAAAGAGCAAAUGAAAAAUAUCAGCUGUCUGCAAAUGUAUUUUAAAUCUCUACGUGUGACUUUGGCACUGCAUUUUAUUCCCCAACACAAUCUAAAAAUAUCAGGAGUCCUGUGUAGAGUUUGCAGAGCAAAAAGGGUGUGUACUA
This is a messenger RNA of Zonotrichia leucophrys gambelii, 11071 nucleotides long. RefSeq names its product phospholipase D family member 5 (gene PLD5). Gene Ontology annotation, molecular function: catalytic activity. The transcript has 11 exons. Bases 143 to 1732 code for a protein of 529 amino acids. Lineage: Eukaryota; Metazoa; Chordata; Aves; Passeriformes; Passerellidae. The record is from RefSeq and is a predicted model, not a curated record.